Molecule: messenger RNA, 1783 nt
Organism: Gilbertella persicaria
Lineage: Eukaryota; Fungi; Mucoromycota; Mucoromycetes; Mucorales; Choanephoraceae
Exons: 1
Coding region: 78-1724 (548 amino acids)
Source: RefSeq, a predicted model, not a curated record
AACAACAGCAACAGCAACAGCAACAACAACAACAACAACAACAACAGCAACAACAACAACAACAACAACAACAGCAAAUGUCAUUUCAACAAACAUUUAGCCCACCUCAACAACAGCAACAACCUUCUACUCAAAUGCCAGAGACUCUUCAGCAUUCUGUCUUGGAAAAUGUAGCUCAAAUUAAUACUUCUAGCAUUAUUGGCAGCAAUCACGCUUCACCUGUCAUGCGUUCCAGUGUUUUGAGUGGCUGGGGAUCUGCUCCCGGUACACCUAUUGGCACUGAUGCCCCUGCUAGUCCAUGGGGUUCUAUUGUAUCAACUGCUAUUCCUACAAAGGUCUCUGAAGAACUACAAGCAAAAGCUCCAGGUGCACAAUCUCCUAGAGCCCCUUCAUCACCUAAAAAGGCUGUUGAAAAGCCUGUCAGAGCUUCUCCAGCACCCGCUAUACCCGCCUCUCUUCCUCAACCUGCUUUUUCACCUUCUCCUCCUACUCAGUCUGCUACACCUGCCAAAUCACUUGUUCGAUCCUUUGCUGAAAUUCAAUUAGAAGAACAACAAAAGGCUGCUGCUGCUAAAGCCCAAGCUGCUGAAGCCAAGGCACAAGCCGAAGCUAAAACCAAAGAAGAAAAAAAUGCUCGUCUUGCUGAAGAAAAGGCUGCUUCAAAGCAAACCGUUCCUACUCCUAUUGUCAACAAGCCCGUUGUCUCUUUGCGCGAAAUCCAAGAAGAAGAACUUCGAUUGGCCAAUGAAAAGAAAGCCAAACAAGCCAAGGCUGCACCAAUGACUGCAACAACACCUAGUUGGGCUGUUUCUAACAGCACUCCCUUAAGUAGCACUUCUAGUUCUACUUGGGUACAACCUGCACACAAGCCUUUGUCUUUGAGAGAAAUCCAAGAAAUGGAAGAGAAGGAAUCUAGUAAGAAAGCAUCUGCUGCUGCUCAUUUGGCCAAACAAGAAGCAUUAGCAAACGCCACACCUAGCACUUUGUCUUGGGGUGUUGUUGUUCCCAACAACAAGUCACCUGCCUCACCUGCUGUUAGUGCUUCUCAAUCUACUUCCAUGACGUCUUCUACCGGCGCAAAUGCUGCUCCUUGGGCUGCUCCAAGUGGUCCUAAGAAGACAUUAAGAGAGAUACAACAAGAAGAAGAAUUGGCUAUGAAGAAGAAAAAUGCCAAGGCAACCAAAUCUGCUGCCGCUGCCGCUGCCGCUGCUGCUGCUAAUGCCACCACAACCUCCAGUUCUACUUCCGCCAAAACAUUCCCUGUUUCUUCUACUACUCCUGAGGAUGGUUGGACUACUGUUACUAAUGUCCGUAUACCUAAGCCCACUCCUUCACCUGCUCCUGUAGCUGCUCCCGCAUCUCCCCAACCUGUUCAAUGGACACCUGUCAAGAAGCCCGUUGCUCCUUCUAAGCCCAGUGGUCCUAGUGAAGAUUUCCGUCGUUGGUGUCGUAAAGCCUUGCGUGAUUUGAAUUCAGGCGUCAAUCAAGACGAGAUUAUUGACAUGUUGAUUUCUUUCCCUGCAGACGCCAAUUCUGCUGAAAUUAUUGAAGAUGUUAUUUAUGCCAAUUCAUUGCGUAUCGAUGGUAAACGAUUUGCACAAGAAUUCAUGAAGCGCAGAAAAGCUGAUGUAGCUGGACGUUUGGAUAUUGUCACUGCUGGUCUUGAGGAAGAUGAUGAUGAUGACUUCAAGGUGGUCCAAAAAAAAGGUAGAAAAAACAAAUAAAUGUGCUCCUUAUUAUUUGGAUAAACAAUCUUCCUUAUUUAAAUAAAUUAUUUUUUUUU